AUGCGCCCACGAGGAGAGACCAAGAGAUCAAAGACGUUUACUGGCUGUCGGACGUGCAGACUGCGCUCGGUCAAAUGUGGCGAGGAGAAACCGGCGUGUCGACGAUGCAGAAACAGUGGCCUGACCUGCGCUGGGUACGGCAUCGGUCUCGUCUGGCCAGGUCAGAAAGUCUCCAACGGCACUCAACGUCGCAUGCUUCUCGACACGGCCCAGAGUAGUCGUGUGUUCCUGAGCGAACGCGACGUGGAUUCGGCGCUCGAAACCAUCGACUCAGCUGCGGAUGGCGCCUGUCUGACGGUCAAACUGUUCUCCGUGUUUCCAACAACCUCCUCGGUGGACCAUCCUCAGUGGAAUGCUCCAUCGACAAGCAGUGACGCGACGGGCGUGAGCCCGCCACCAACUAACCUUGAAGUCAACCACCUGGACCUUAGCCAGGCCUACCUCUCCUCGCCGAGGGCAGCCUGUUCUGUGGAUGACUUUGAGCAGCAAUGGUGUUCGCCCAGAUACCCGACGCCUCCGACCUGGCCGGGGCCCAUCGAAAUGAUAUUGCCAGCCUUGGACGGCUUCUCUCUUUUCGCCGACUCGCGCAGAGAACGGCAGUUGAUGCACUACUGGGUCACGUUCCUCAGUGGCCUGAUGACGCCGACACCGCGCGUCGACAACAUCUUUCACAACAUCUUCACCACAUUGGCUUUCCUGGCUAAGAGCACGUACCGGAAUUCACCUGCCUACCAGGCGUUCCUGCAUUCUCUGUACGCCUUUGCCGCGCUGAGCCACACAAGACUGCACGACUCAAGUCUGUUCGGGCGUGAGACUGGCGGUCGACACGUCGAAAAGAGCCUACAAUAUUUGAGUCAAGGCUUGACCUCCUCGACCCAACUCGAAGAACAACAAGCCGUAUUGGCCACCAUCAUCACACUCUCCGUAAUCCCCGCCUUCACGGGGGACGGUUCGGAUUGGCGCGUCCACUUUCGUGGAGGGCUCGCGUGGCUGCACACCACCGACAAGUCGGCCUGGAAGUACAGUCGAACGACGUCGACGCUGUACCAGUUCCUGGUAUGCUUGGAAACCUUACGCCCAGCCCAAUACAAUGUAGCCAAGGACCUGCCGCCCCAGAGGUUCAGUCUGAGGCACCCGGAACUUCCCAGCCCCGAAAGCGGCGACCGUUCAAAAUAUCUCGAUGAGGAGCGGGACUAUCAAGAAGAAGAAGAGGACGGAGGAGAGACGGACUGGUACCUCAGUGAUGUCUUUGGAAUUACCAGGCCGAUCCUGGAAAUCAUCCACCAGAUCAACCAAUGGCUCUUCGACGGCAUAUCACCACCUGCGCAGGAGCUGGAUCAACUGGAGCUCCGGAUAUACCGCAACAACCCUGAAAAGUCGCGGUUUUCGGGCCCGGAUGAGCGCUGUCGAGAGAUGGCCUGGCACCACGCUCGUGCAUUCUACUGCGCCUGCCAUAUCUACCUGGGCUGCACUUUGCGAAGACGAUCGCCCAAGGACCACAUCGUGUCCUCCUUUGUCCGGCAAGGGAUCGAGCACAUCGAGGCAUUCGGUCUUCUCGAACAAGACCUCAACGUUUCUGGCCUGAUGUGGCCGGCUUUCAUCACGGCUUGUGAGACUGAGCAGGCCGACCUCCGCCUUCGGGUCAUGAAAUACUUUGACAAGAGAGAACGGUGGGGUAUUGCAAACGUGACCGAGGCCAAGGAAGUCAUCCUCAAUGUGUGGAGGCGGAAGGAUGAGGCGCCGGCAGACCAGAAUGUUCUUUGGCACGAUGUCAUGGCUGAGAUGGGAGCCGACAUCAUCUUGUCCUGA
Messenger RNA from Capronia epimyces CBS 606.96, 1809 nucleotides. RefSeq lists its product as uncharacterized. Gene Ontology annotation, cellular component: nucleus. Gene Ontology annotation, biological process: positive regulation of transcription by RNA polymerase II. The transcript has a single exon. The record is from RefSeq and is a predicted model, not a curated record. Lineage: Eukaryota; Fungi; Ascomycota; Eurotiomycetes; Chaetothyriales; Herpotrichiellaceae. Gene Ontology annotation, molecular function: DNA-binding transcription factor activity, RNA polymerase II-specific; zinc ion binding; transcription cis-regulatory region binding. The coding region runs from base 1 to 1809 and encodes 602 amino acids.